Molecule: messenger RNA, 918 nt
Organism: Episyrphus balteatus (marmalade hoverfly)
Lineage: Eukaryota; Metazoa; Arthropoda; Insecta; Diptera; Syrphidae
Gene: RpS3
Product: 40S ribosomal protein S3
Exons: 2
Coding region: 107-844 (245 amino acids)
Biological process (GO): translation; positive regulation of apoptotic signaling pathway
Cellular component (GO): cytosolic small ribosomal subunit; nucleus
Molecular function (GO): RNA binding; structural constituent of ribosome
Source: RefSeq, a predicted model, not a curated record
GUAUCGAAACAAAAAGUCUGAAAUUUCUGAAACCGCCAUAUUGUCGGUAACGCUGAGCUCCCUCUUUCUUUUUGACCACGUUCUGUGAGAUACGUACAAAAUAAAUAUGAGUUUAAACAUUUCCAAAAAACGCAAGUUCGUUGCCGAUGGCAUGUUCAAGGCUGAACUUAACGAGUUCCUCACUCGUGAACUCGCAGAAGAUGGUUACUCCGGCGUGGAAGUCCGUGUCACUCCCUCCCGCACCGAAAUCAUCAUCAUGGCCACCAAAACCCAACAGGUCUUGGGCGAGAAGGGUCGUCGCAUCCGCGAAUUGACCGCCAUGGUCCAGAAACGUUUCAACUUCGAUGCCGGUCGCAUUGAACUCUACGCCGAGAAGGUCGCCACUCGUGGUUUGUGUGCCAUCGCUCAAGCCGAAUCCCUUCGUUACAAAUUGACCGGAGGAUUGGCUGUGCGUCGUGCCUGCUACGGUGUGCUCCGUUUCAUUAUGGAAUCGGGUGCUAAGGGUUGCGAAGUUGUUGUAUCUGGCAAAUUGCGUGGUCAACGUGCAAAGUCGAUGAAGUUCGUCGAUGGUUUGAUGAUCCAUUCCGGAGAUCCAUGCAAUGAUUAUGUUGAGACUGCAACUCGUCAUGUUUUGUUGCGUCAAGGAGUUUUGGGUAUCAAGGUUAAGAUUAUGUUGCCUUAUGAUCCCAAGAACAAGAUUGGCCCCAAGAAGCCAUUGCCAGACAAUGUGUCUGUUGUUGAGCCUAAAGAGGAGAAGAUCUACGAGACCCCAGAGACGGAGUACAAAAUUCCACCACCAACCAAGCCUUUGGAGGAGGUUGCUGAGGCACCAAAGGUCAUCUAAAAUGGGAGGAGUACGAGGUCUGAGGAGUCUUUAAUUUUUAUUCAGAAAAUAAAAUUUAUAUAAAAACUCAACAA